Molecule: messenger RNA, 927 nt
Organism: Marasmius oreades (fairy-ring Marasmius)
Lineage: Eukaryota; Fungi; Basidiomycota; Agaricomycetes; Agaricales; Marasmiaceae
Exons: 17
Coding region: 1-927 (308 amino acids)
Biological process (GO): proteolysis
Cellular component (GO): cytoplasm
Molecular function (GO): aminopeptidase activity
Source: RefSeq, a predicted model, not a curated record
AUGUACCCACCUAUUCAGCCCUAUGAAGUCUCUACGUUAAAGGUCUCUGAUAUCCAUACCCUUUACUAUGAGUUAUCUGGAAAUAAAGAUGGAAAUCCUGGCGGUCCUGGAGGAGGUUGCGACGAUCAGGAUCGUAGCUUCUUCAAUCCGCACAAGUAUAAGAUCAUCUUAUUGGAUCAACGAGGGUCCGGAAAGUCGACACCGUCCUCUUGCUUAGAAGAGAAUACCACCUGGGAUCUCGUCAAAGACAUUGAGAAACUUCGCGAACAUCUCAAGAUAGAGAAGUGGCAUGUAUUUGGUGGAUCUUGGGGCUCGACCCUUUCUCUUGCAUACGCUCAAUCCCACCCUGGUCGGGUGAAGACCCUCGUACUGCGUGGCAUCUUCACGCUUCGCAAGAGCGAGUUGAGAUUCUUCUAUCAGGAGGGAGCAUCUCACCUCUUCCCCGAGGCUUGGGAUGAAUACAUUGCCCCCAUUCCCGAAGCGGAGAGGCACGACCUGAUUUUGGCUUAUCACGCUCAACUUAAUUCUGCAGAUGAAGCCACGAGGAUAAAGGCUGCCAAGGCCUGGACGAAAUGGGAGAUGGCGACAUCCAAACUCUUUGUUGACCCUGUCUACCUCAAGCGUGCCGAGGAAGAUGAAUUCUCCAACGCAUUCGCGAGGAUCGAGAACCAUUAUUUUGUGAAUGGGGGCUUUACGCGAGACGGUCAACUACUAGAGAAGCAGGAAAUAGAUAAGAUUCGUGGUAUCCCUACGAUCGUCGUUCAAGGACGAUAUGAUGUUGUCUGUCCGACGACAACUGCCUAUACUCUGAAGAAGGUUUGGCCUGAAAUCUCGCUCGAAAUUGUUCCAGACGCUGGCCACUCUUCUCGUGAGCCCGGAAUCGCAAAGCUGUUGGUUGAGGCGACCAACAAAUUCGCCGACCUCUGA